Molecule: messenger RNA, 831 nt
Organism: Perkinsus marinus ATCC 50983
Lineage: Eukaryota; Perkinsozoa; Perkinsida; Perkinsidae
Exons: 4
Coding region: 1-831 (276 amino acids)
Biological process (GO): maturation of SSU-rRNA from tricistronic rRNA transcript (SSU-rRNA, 5.8S rRNA, LSU-rRNA)
Cellular component (GO): nucleolus; preribosome, small subunit precursor
Source: RefSeq, a predicted model, not a curated record
AUGAGUGGUCGGCCGAAAGGGCGACCAUCGACUGAAGCAGAGGACAAACUUUUCGAGAAAUAUAAGUAUGUGCGGUUUGUAGAGCGGCAGAAGGUCGAGCGGAAGCUCAAAGGUUGCCGUCGGGAAUUGGCUGAAUGCAUUCAGGGAAAAUCCGAGGCGAAUCCGGAGGAAAUUCAACAGCGGAUAAACGGCCAUCUUGGAGACUUGCAGUACAUAAAAUUUUACCCACACGGGGAAAAGUACAUAUCCCUCUUCCCUAAGGAUGGAAAAUUAAAACCGCGUGAAUCGGCGAAACAGAAGUCUAUUCGGGAGUCUAUACGGAACCGGCUGGAGAGUAAAAAGGAGAUCGAGGAACGCACCUUGGAGAAACAAGAGACUAAGGAGACCGUGGAGAAACGUGAAACUGUUGAUGAUUUCUUCGCAGAUGACGAUAAUGUCUCACCGAGACAUGACGACUAUCGGUCUAGUAAAGGAAAAGGCAAGGGUGAAGGGAAAGGAAAGGGUAAGGGCAAAGGAAAGGGUCGAGACGUAGCACCAGAUAAGGGUCACGGCAAGGGAUGGAGCCAUGGAGCGAAACGCUCCCGGCAAACGGAGGAGCACAUGGAGAGCUUCAAGGCUCGUAAGACAGCGGAGGACUCGAAGACGUUUGAUGAGGAAGGAGGAGCGCCAGUCCAAGUCAAUUCGAAGAACGAACCGAUAUCCGCAUUGAAGCAACUUGAAGCGCCAUCGAAUCACCCGUCCUGGGCUGCGAAGGCUGCUCCCUCACAGAGAGGCACUCUAACCAAGUUCGAAGGUGCUAGGACGACCUUCGACGACUCGGACAGUGAUUGA